GACUUAACCGCGCGUAUAUAACGUAAAAGGAAAAACAUGUCAGUGUAAAGUAAAAAGUGUUGGUUAUCGCGCGGAUUUGACCGUUCUCCAGGCGUUUUAGAAAUUCUGAAAGGAUUGAUAUAAAAAAAUGUACAAAAUAAAGCAGCAUAAAUUAAAAGUGGCUCUUUGUAUGGCUGUACAAAUAAAUUUUAUAAAUAAUAAAAGAAAAAGAAGCAUAUGGGUGAAAAAAUGGAUGGAGGAUCGUAACAAAUAUGGUCACAUGCCACUAUUAAAAGAACUAAGACAAGAUUAUCCUAGUGAUUUUAAAAAUUAUCUUCGUAUGGACGUUGAUACAUUUAAUAUAUUAUUAGAAUUGAUCUCACCUAUUAUUUCUAAACAAAACACGAAGAUGAGAGAAAGUAUUAGUGCGGAGGAAAGACUAGCUGCCACAUUACGCUACUUAGCGACAGGUCGCUCCUAUGAAGAUCUUAAAUUUUCUACUGGAAUAUCACCAUCUUCCUUAUGCUACAUCAUACCCGAAACAUGCAAAGCCAUAUAUCAGGUUCUUAAAGAAACUUAUUUGAAGUUUCCAAAAACGAAAGACGAUUGGUGCCAAGUAGCAUCGGAUUUUAAAAAUCAAUGGCAGUUUAUAAAUUGUGGGGGAGCCCUUGACGGGAAGCAUAUACGCAUUGUUCCGCCUCCUCAUUCGGGAGCUCAAUAUUACAACUACAAAAACUUUUAUAGCAUCGUUCUACUAGCGCUUGUAAACGCAAAUUAUGAAUUUAUUUACAUCGAUGUUGGGAAAAAUGGAAGACAUUCCGAUGGAGGAAUUUUGGAGUACACAGAAUUUUAUGAUAAAUUGACAAAAGGUCAAUUACAUUUGCCGAAUAAUGAUGAAACGGAGAAACAUCUUAAUUACGUUUUCUUAGGCGAUGAAGCAUUUUCACUGCACGAAAAUUUUUUGAAACCGUAUCCUCAAAGAGAUCUAUCAUUGGAAAAUAGAGUUUUUAACUACCGUUUAUCCCGUGCACGCAAUGGUGUUGAGAAUACUUUUGGUUUACUAGCUGCACGUUUUCGAGUUUUACACACAGCCAUACACAUUACCGAUCCACAAAAUAUCACCUACGUGGUUUUGGCUAUUUGUGCUUUGCACAAUUUUCUUAUAAGACGCACGACUUCUUAUGUACCUCCCAGAUCGUUUGAUCACGAAGAUUUGGCGACUCACGAAUUACAAAUGGGUGAAUGGCGGAAUAGCAGUACCGAACUUACCAGUUUACGAACAAGUACGCAAAAAAAUGUAACAAUAAACGCUAAAAGUAAUCGCGAGAAGUACAAACAAUAUUUUAAUUUGAAAGGAAAAGUUCCGUGGCAACUUGACAUGAUAAAGAAAGGAAAAGCUUAAUUUAUAUUAUUAUAACUCACCUGUGUUAAUAAUUUUUUUUUACGCCUGUGUCUGUGUUUUCUUGUAAUUCAGUAUCCUGAGAUUCACUUUCAUUAUUAUGCUCUUGUAGUAUUUGGCAUUCAUUAUUCUCUGCAUGUUCUCCUGCCCCAUUGUCACAUCCUGCCUCUAAUUCGUCCGUAUCCAUAUUGCUUAUACUAGCGGUUGGUAUUUCCUGAUCACUGGUAAAUAACAAUAGGUCGUAGUACCAUAAAGUGGGUAUGUAGACAUCAUCUGCCCCAGCUCCACUUCGCAUUGAUUCUGCCACCUUUUUUACUUCCUUGCGAAAAGAACCUCUGAAGCUUUGAAUCUUUUUUAUAACAUAGUCUUUAUUUGCCUCAGGAAAAAUGGUUUUGCAGACCUCUACCAAUUUCUCGUAAGCUUUAUUUUUUAGGUUUUUAUUUGUAUAGUCUUUUGACCUGACCUUCCAUAGACACGGAUACGAUUUA
Molecule: messenger RNA, 1866 nt
Organism: Acanthoscelides obtectus
Lineage: Eukaryota; Metazoa; Arthropoda; Insecta; Coleoptera; Chrysomelidae
Source: the annotation of a GenBank genome assembly